AUGACAGAGGGCAGCAUCUAUCUGAUCCCGGCCACGAUCCCGGACGGAGGUGUCAUUCCAGACCUGUGCUUUUGCUGCCACGAGGAAGAGCUGCGAAGGACGGCAGAGAUCAAACUGGAGGCUUGCCGGCGCAGGUUUCGCACGGCCAGAGGUCGUUUCCAGGCUUCAAUGGGGGAUGAGCAGGCUCAAGUGCUGUUGGAGAGGAAGGCCGAGCUCGAAAGGGUCAUGCUGGAUGAGUUCCAUGUCAAGGCUAUGAGCCACUGGCUGAGCAGCUGGUGA
Messenger RNA from Verticillium dahliae VdLs.17, 279 nucleotides. RefSeq lists its product as uncharacterized. The record is from RefSeq and is a predicted model, not a curated record. The transcript has a single exon. Bases 1 to 279 code for a protein of 92 amino acids. Lineage: Eukaryota; Fungi; Ascomycota; Sordariomycetes; Glomerellales; Plectosphaerellaceae.